AACGGCUCCGAUAUUCGUCGUGUAUUCGCUGGGAGAUAUUGGGGUGGUAGUGAUAUUCUGUGUACCUAGUCGAGCGCUUCUGUUGUAUGAAAGAUUCGUUAUAGAGACUUGCAAGUCGCCUCUGAAAAACAACACUUUGUACUGGUUUAGCCGUUACUGUCCCUUGAUUAUAUAUAUAUAUACACAGAUCAAAUGGCCGCUAUUCGUAAGAAACUGGUGGUGGUUGGGGACGGUGCAUGCGGAAAGACCUGUCUGCUGAUCGUCUUCAGUAAGGACGAGUUCCCGGAGGUCUACGUACCCACCGUCUUCGAGAACUACGUGGCGGACAUCGAGGUGGACAGCAAGCAGGUGGAGCUGGCUCUCUGGGACACGGCCGGACAGGAGGACUACGACCGCCUCCGCCCUCUCUCCUACCCGGACACCGAUGUUAUCCUUAUGUGCUUCUCCGUGGACAGCCCGGAUUCUUUGGAGAACAUCCCCGAGAAGUGGGUGCCCGAGGUGAAGCACUUCUGCCCAAACGUGCCCAUAAUCCUGGUGGCCAACAAAAAGGACCUGCGCAACGACGAGAACGUCAGGAAUGAGCUGGCGCGGAUGAAGCAGGAGCCCGUGAAAACCGAGGACGGCAGGGCCAUGGCCGUGCGCAUUGGCGCCUACGACUACCUGGAGUGUUCGGCCAAGACUAAGGACGGGGUCCGGGAGGUCUUCGAGACGGCCACCCGGGCCGCCCUGCAGAAACGCUCCAGGCCGUCGGGCGGCUGCGUCAACUGCUGCAAGUUGCUGUGAAACUCCUGGACGGACCGCUGACAAGCACGAAACGAGCAAGUGAUGGGGCAUGUGAUGCUCCGGCGUCGAUCUGUGCCAAGACUCAUGAAAACGGGACAGAGGGACCCCACCAGCAGACCUUUGGGGUACACUGAGGGGAGGGGGGGGGAGGUUGGUAUGCGCAGAGGGCGAGGGGUGAUGCAUAAACAUCCUCCGGGUAGCUGGAGGUGACAGGCCCAUCGAGAAGUGACAGCCAACAGUUAAUUUAGUGUUUUUUUAUAUAUAUAUACUACUUUGGUUGGACAGGCUUCGCAAACGCCAGGUGACUCU
Paramormyrops kingsleyae is the source of this 1092-nucleotide messenger RNA. RefSeq names its product rho-related GTP-binding protein RhoB. The record is from RefSeq and is a predicted model, not a curated record. Lineage: Eukaryota; Metazoa; Chordata; Actinopteri; Osteoglossiformes; Mormyridae. Gene Ontology annotation, biological process: small GTPase-mediated signal transduction. Gene Ontology annotation, molecular function: GTPase activity; GTP binding.